Messenger RNA from Phascolarctos cinereus (koala), 763 nucleotides. RefSeq names its product mitochondrial coiled-coil domain 1 (gene MCCD1). Lineage: Eukaryota; Metazoa; Chordata; Mammalia; Diprotodontia; Phascolarctidae. The record is from RefSeq and is a predicted model, not a curated record.
GGGCCCCGGAGGAAGCCAGUUCCUGGCAGCUGGAAGGCAGUUCGGACCUAACUCCCUCCCCAGCCCCAGCCUGCCAUGGGCCUCUCUCUGCCCUGGCUCUCUCGUUGCUGCUGUCGCCUCCUGCCCUCCCGGAUCAUGGCCCCUCACACUUCUCGUGGGGCCUAUUCCCAGAAUGUUGGGCCACCUACAGGGGAACUAGCUACAGAAGAGACCAGGAAGACCCUAUCCCCGAACAAGGGUCCAGGUCACAGAAGUGCAGAGCUGGCUCAGGCAGAAGAACUACUGGAGCAACAGCUAGAGCUGUACCAAGCCCUGCUGGAGGGCCAGGAAGGGGCAUGGGAAGCUCAAGCCCUCGUGCUCAAGAUACAGAAGCUCAAGGAGCAGAUGAGGCGGCACCGAGAGAGCCUGAGAGAUGAUGCUUGAGGGGAUCUGUCCUUUACUUCUUUUACUGGCUGAACCCAAGCAAAUGCUUUUAAGAACUUCUUUGACCCAGGGUCCCAUCCUGUUCCCUCCUUUUCUGGAGCAGAGAGAACACCCACUGAUGGGAAAUAGGAAUGCUCUCCUUCUGAGGAGGGCCAAGAAUGGGCAGGGGUGCUCAGGGGAAGCUAGCCCCUCCUCACCCUAGUAACUAAAUCCUCUCACAAAUGAUCCUAUUUCCAGUCCCCUAAGAUUACUUCCAUUCCUCCCCCAAGGCUGAAGAGGAGAAAAAGACACCACCCACUGUCAUCCCUCAAAUAAAGGAACAAAACUCUCAGACACUCAA